AUGAAGUCUACUGCCUUUCUUCUCUACAUCUGCAUCUUUGCUCUUCUAUCUCCUCUGCAAUGCGGCACGUCCUCCAGUGGCGCGGAUGACAGGCGGUGGUUGGUGUCACUGGUAGACCUCGUCGAGCUGGAUUAUGUGGAUCACUGCGAAAAGAGAGCUGAUGCUUCCUGGAAUGAACUUCUUGGGCAAAGCAAAGGCUUGGCUAUGAAGUUGGAACGAGACAAAUCCUUCGGCAUGUUUGUAUGUAAACAAACGACCGAUAUAAAGAGCGCACUAACCGCACAUGCAUUGGCAGCGGACGACAACGUGCUAAGGAGAAAAGUAACACUACUGCUGCAGCCUGGUGAUACUCUCCUGGAGACUGAGCAGUGGAUCAGGCUUGUGACAUUCGGUGACAACGCUCUCAACAAAAUUAGAUUUGCUACCAACUACGACUGCGGUACUUCCAGUAACUGUACGCUGAGAGAGCUUCAUUACAAUUUGGCACGACAACAAGAUGAAGACACAUUACGGAGAAUGAAGCAGUCGUGGGAGAGAAACUUGCCGGAUAUUAAUGAUUACUUGGAACACAUGCUGCCAUUACUGCGGAAUGCUUCAAAACAAAACAGUAAGUAA
Arctia plantaginis is the source of this 615-nucleotide messenger RNA. NCBI's taxonomy places the organism in Eukaryota, Metazoa, Arthropoda, Insecta, Lepidoptera, Erebidae. The record is from the annotation of a GenBank genome assembly.